Molecule: messenger RNA, 663 nt
Organism: Saccostrea cuccullata (small rock oyster)
Lineage: Eukaryota; Metazoa; Mollusca; Bivalvia; Ostreida; Ostreidae
Exons: 3
Coding region: 19-663 (214 amino acids)
Source: RefSeq, a predicted model, not a curated record
UUAUGGUAAAGAAGUAAAAUGGCUUUGUUCUGCUCACUAUGUUGUGUUUUCAUUAUGUGGACACUGAACGUGUGUGCUGACAAAGAUUCAGUCUUGCUAAGUGUUAUGAAGGAAGUCUCUGAAUUGAAAUCAAUAGUUCAACAGCAGAAUGCUGAGAUUAUUGAACUGAAACAAAUCGUGCAGAAACAGGGUCAAGAGAUACUGCUACUUAGCGAAGCUGGGACCAAACAUCAAGAACGGGAAAGAAAACAGCAAGUCUUGGCUCCUCAGAAAUCUUACAGCCUGGGACUGGCUGUUUCUAAGCAGGAAAACACUGGUGCCUUCAGCAGCAAAUCAGAUGACGCGAGGACCAGCGAAAAUAUUGUUUCCGAGUCCAUUACACCUCAUAUGAGGAGACUGAUUAACGCCGGCUCUACACAACGUGUAGGAUUUACAGCCUACCGAUAUGUAAGUGAUCCCCUAGUCAGCAAACAGACCAUUAUCUAUGACAAGGUAUACAGCAAUGUAGGAUCCAGGCCCCGAGGUCAUAAAACUUUAAGCGUUCUCAUACUCCAACUCAAACUCCAAACUCUGAGUAUGAACUCCACUGAGUACGUUUCUUUUGAGGUUAUAAAAAUUUGGAGUACAAUCUCCACUGAGUCAAACUCAACUGAUUUGGAGUAA